GCAACCCCAUUCAUGACAAGUUUUACGGUGCUUUUUGCGCGUAGUUGCGAAGAAAAUAAAAAAGAACUCAUCGCAAUCUAUUCUCUUGAGGAAUAAAAGCUCCUUGGUCCGUUGAGUGUUUGGACUUAUCCGUUUAAAGAGCAAAUUUUGUAGUCACCCGGAACUUUUGAAAGCGGCUAGCAGUUCUUCACUAUUACUGCAAGUGGAGUAUGGUUUCAAUACUGUACGACAAUAUGCACGAGCAGCGCGGCCGAUCACCAGGCAGUGGGUUUAAUAUGGCUGAGGGACCCCAUGGCCAGAAGAGAGAAUUCACGGUCAACGUGUCAUCGAGAAACGACCAAGAACGAGAGAGCGAGUCCGAGAGGGGAUCGACACCGGGGGGAGAUACGCCAAGAGACGGCAUGGACGACCGAGGAGAGAUCAGGAGCAACGAGGAGAACACGGACUACGAGAAUUACACGUUAUCGGCCGAGGACGAGAUGAGGAUCAAACAGAAGCGAGAACGGAACCGUGUGGCAGCAGCUCGAUGCAGGGACAGGCGUCGACAACGAGCCGCUACACUCGUACAGGAAUCUGAUGAUCUCGAGGAUGAAAAUGGGGAUUUGGCCAAGGAGAUCGCUCAGCUACAAAAGGAAAAACUCAAGCUUCAAGAGAUUCUGUGUAAACAUUUACCGAACUGUGGCGUUCAAUCUGGGGAAUCUAAUCAACAACAACAACAAAUUCCACAUCGACUACAAGGUAAACAUCCACAUCUUGAACAUCAUCAACAACCACGGAAAUAUCAGAGGCAGCAUCAACAUCCACUACUUCUAAAUGAAACACAUCAACAUCAACAACACCAACAACACCGUCAACAGGUUCUGAAGCAGCAGCAUCCACAGCGUCCAAUACAGGAGCAUCAUCCACCACAACACAAACCAGACUUACACCAAGUACACAGACCCCAAGGUCCACAACAGUAUCCACAGCAUCAGCUACACCAUCAACAAUACGAUCAACCAAUGACAACAGCAAAUCAACUAAUUAGUCAACAACCUUUCUGUUCAGCCACGCGGUCUUUUUCAGCGACUGAAUAGCGACACCAUGUCAAACAAUAUUGUACAUGUAUAUGAAUUCGACAUUCCAUGUUAGGCUGGUUUUCACUUGGGCUCUUUUAUGGGCGAACGUUCCACCGAAAAGUUUAAUGCCUUCCAAUAAUGUGCCGUUAGUAAUAUAAGAAACAGUAUGAUAGUUUUCGAGAAACAAAUAAAUUUAGUAGAACUUCAAAAGUACUAAUAUAACAGCCAAUUUGCAACAGUUUGCAGUGAAGGCAAGUAUAUCUUUGGUAUCCCAAAGUAUGUAUGAUCAUACAAAUUACUUGGUAGAAGUACUGGGGAGCUUUUGCUACUAGAUUAAACCUUUUUAGAAACUACACCCUAUAUAAUGCAGAUUUAGAAAAGAGAUAACUUUUAAACCCCCAAAUCCGAAACUUGUUAAUGGUGCUCAACUUCUCAUGUUUAAUUAUGUCAAUAAUAAAUUGGUAAAAUAUGUUAAUUCAUUCUUGUCAUAAUUUAACUUCAUUUGACCAUUAAACUAGUGGAGAUCACUUCAAGUAUAAUACAUCAGAAAGAUACAUUUUAUGUCAAUACAUGUUUAAAAUCUUAGCUAUAAACCUUCAUGUAAAAUAAUGCACAGUAUUAUAACCGUAUGCUAGCCCCGGUGUGCUACGUUACAAAAACCAAGGUCCGUUUCUGAUUUUGUAAGAUGACUUUUGUCGUCACACAAAUCUGAUCAAACAAUCUGAUCUACAGUUUAAAAGCAGCAUAGACGGAAGUAUUUUAUUUUAGUAGGAAUUCCAAACAACAAGGUAUUGAAGAUUUUAUUUUGAAGACAAAAUCGAGUACUUUUCGUUCCGAUCCGUGAGGAAACAGCUGGUUGAAAAGUGCAAGUAAAAUGAAAGCUUCCGGAACUGGCCCGUCAUUGUGUGAAAACGAAAUACCUGGUCACCUCUCUUUCUAUUUUAGGCCUUCACAAAAUAAUUUUUUGCUUCCCUAAAGCUAUUUCCAGAACAGGGUACGAACACAAAAAUACAUAUCCUGGUUAUAAUAAAGAAGUCCGUGACAGGUUCUCAGAAUUUAAAUUUUUCCAGAAAAACGCACAUUAAUCUGUCAGCCGCAGAACUAGGGCAACAGUUUUUAUGGGGCCACAAAGAGUGCACCAUUUUGUUUCGAGGGGAACUUCUGCAAUUUUGGGCGAAAUAAAAUUUGUUAAACGUUGUCUGUGUUACAUGGAACAGGUUUAAAACAGUGAAAUUAUCACAUUUUAAGCCAAUAUUUCAAAGGGUUAUCACACUCAUGUCAGCCCAAUAUCUCAAAGAGUUGUUACAUUGAAGCUGAUAUUCAUAGGGUUAUACAUUAAGCCAAUAUUUGAAAGGGUUGUCACAUUUAAGCCAAUAUUUCAAGGGGUUAUUACAUUGAAGCCAAUAUUUCAAAGGGUUAUUACAUUGAAGCCGAUAUUCAGAGGGUUACACAUUAAGCCAAUAAUAUUUGAAAGGGUUGUCACAUUUAAGCCAAUAUUUCAAGG
Asterias rubens (European starfish) is the source of this 2562-nucleotide messenger RNA. Its product is annotated as GATA zinc finger domain-containing protein 10-like. Gene Ontology annotation, molecular function: DNA-binding transcription factor activity, RNA polymerase II-specific; RNA polymerase II cis-regulatory region sequence-specific DNA binding. Gene Ontology annotation, cellular component: nucleus. Lineage: Eukaryota; Metazoa; Echinodermata; Asteroidea; Forcipulatida; Asteriidae. The transcript has 4 exons. The record is from RefSeq and is a predicted model, not a curated record. Gene Ontology annotation, biological process: regulation of transcription by RNA polymerase II. Bases 210 to 1076 code for a protein of 288 amino acids.